Messenger RNA from Capsicum annuum, 663 nucleotides. Its product is annotated as probable histone H2AXb. The record is from RefSeq and is a predicted model, not a curated record. Gene Ontology annotation, cellular component: nucleosome. Gene Ontology annotation, molecular function: structural constituent of chromatin; protein heterodimerization activity; DNA binding. Bases 89 to 517 code for a protein of 142 amino acids. The transcript has 2 exons. NCBI's taxonomy places the organism in Eukaryota, Viridiplantae, Streptophyta, Magnoliopsida, Solanales, Solanaceae.
CAAUUCUCAUUGUAUCACAUUUCACCUUCUUUCUCUGCAAUCUUCAAAUCUAGGGUUAGGGUUAGUUUUUUUGGAAAGAGAAAAAAAGAUGAGUUCAGGUGCUGGAGCAGGCAAGGGCGGCGCUGGAAGAGGAAAGCCGAAGUCGUCGAAAUCGGUUUCCCGAUCUUCGAAAGCUGGGCUUCAGUUUCCGGUGGGGAGGAUUGCGAGGUUUCUGAAGGCUGGGAAGUAUGCGGAAAGAGUUGGUGCUGGUGCUCCUGUGUAUCUCUCUGCUGUGCUUGAGUAUCUCGCUGCUGAGGUGUUGGAGUUAGCUGGGAAUGCUGCUAGGGACAACAAGAAGAAUCGCAUUGUGCCUAGGCACAUUCAGCUAGCCGUUAGGAAUGAUGAGGAGCUUAGCAAGCUGUUGGGCCAUGUGACCAUUGCUAAUGGUGGUGUUCUGCCGAACAUUCACCAGAAUCUGUUGCCUAAGAAGGCUGGCUCUGGAAAGGGUGACAUUGGCUCUGCAUCUCAGGAGUUUUAGAUGUAUAUCUGGCUUGUGUUUUGGGUAAGGAUUAGGAGAAUGGAGUUAAACAUGGUUUAUGUAAUAUAGACAAAUACCCCUUUUGUAUUUUGUUAUUCAAUGGUAUGAAAUGGAAAAGGGCAGUAGCCACCUGCAGUUUUGGUUAA